UUCCCUAUCAAUUAGCAACCAUUAGCCCCCCAGAUAAGAUAAAGGCGGGGAAAGGGGAAGAGGCAAGCCUGACCCAUCUAGGGCGAUGAUCAUGGAGGGCUUUGUCUGUUCCCCUUUCAUCACGUACCAGGGCUUCAGGGGCAGCCCCGCUGCCGGCCGCGGCCAGGACCCGGCGGCCAAGCAGCCCAGCUGGAAGCAGAGCAAGAGCAGCAGCAUCAGCCCGUUCCUCGGGGGGCCCCUCACGCCACUGUCCUCCGAGUACCUGGACACCUACCGGCGGGCGCAGCUGCAGGCGCUGCUCUCGCAGGUGAGCCCCGGGCUGGCGCCGCGGCCGUGCCGGGCCAGCACCAAGGAGGCGGCGGUGCAGGUGAGCCUGCGGGCCGACAAGGCCGUGCAGUGCUCGCUGGGGCCGCGCCCGCUGCCGCCCGUCCGCGCCUUCGGCCCCGCCGCCCUGCGCGCCCCGGGCCGCCUCGCCCUCUACUCGCCCGCGCCCGAACGCCGCACCUUCGCGCCCACGCUGAAGGCAGCGCCGUCGGAAGCGCCGGCCCAGGAGACACCGACGGCGGCGGACGGCAGAGAGAAGCAGGAGAAGAGCCCGGCGAGGGCUGCGCUGCCGCCGUGCCAGGAGCCGACGGGGACGCGGCGGAAGGAGAACGCGGCUCCCAGGCAGCGAGCGACCUUCCAGUUCUUGGAGCAGAAGUAUGGCUAUUUCCACUGCAAAGACUGCAAGACCAGAUGGGAGAGUGCUUAUGUGUGGUGCAUUUCUGGAAGCAACAAGGUGUACUUCAAGCAGCUGUGUCGCAAAUGCCAAAAGGGCUUCAAUCCCUAUCGAGUGGAAGCAAUCCAGUGCCAGAUCUGUUCAAGGACUCGCUGCUCCUGCCCUCAGAAGAAAAGGCACAUUGAUCUCAAGAAACCACAUCGCCAAGAACUUUGUGGCCGCUGCAAAGGGAAGAGGCUGUCCUGCGAUAACACUUACAGCUUCAAAUACAUUGUCUGACCUGUGUGCCCUCUUCUGUUUUGUGCUUUGCACUUUGUCAGUCUUCUGCAGUGUUUCGACUUAAGGCUUUUGACCUGGCAUUGGAUAAUGGACAAAGACAUUUGUAUUAUUUAUAAAGUAUAUAACUUCAUUGUAUAUAUGCUGUAAAUAAAGUUGAAGAAAAGUUUGCACUAGUUUGA
Molecule: messenger RNA, 1176 nt
Organism: Empidonax traillii (willow flycatcher)
Lineage: Eukaryota; Metazoa; Chordata; Aves; Passeriformes; Tyrannidae
Gene: ZAR1L
Product: zygote arrest 1 like
Exons: 4
Coding region: 86-997 (303 amino acids)
Biological process (GO): translation
Cellular component (GO): cytoplasm
Molecular function (GO): mRNA base-pairing post-transcriptional repressor activity
Source: RefSeq, a predicted model, not a curated record